Mirounga angustirostris (Northern elephant seal) is the source of this 1054-nucleotide messenger RNA. RefSeq names its product peptidoglycan recognition protein 1 (gene PGLYRP1). Gene Ontology annotation, biological process: innate immune response; detection of bacterium; peptidoglycan catabolic process. Gene Ontology annotation, molecular function: N-acetylmuramoyl-L-alanine amidase activity; peptidoglycan immune receptor activity; zinc ion binding. Bases 11 to 601 code for a protein of 196 amino acids. NCBI's taxonomy places the organism in Eukaryota, Metazoa, Chordata, Mammalia, Carnivora, Phocidae. The record is from RefSeq and is a predicted model, not a curated record. The transcript has 3 exons.
CUCACCUGCCAUGCCCGCCCCUUGCGCGCUGCUCGCCUGGGCCCUCCUGGCUCUCCUCGGACUUGGGCUCGGAAGGCCUAGAGAAGAAUCCCCAAACCUCUGCUGCCCCAUAGUGCCCCGGAGAGAGUGGAGGGCCCCGGCGUCCAAGUGUUCCAAGAAGUUGAGACUGCCCGUGCGCUACGUGGUGGUGUCACACACGGCCGGCAGCCCCUGCGACUGCCCGGCCUCGUGCCUGCAGCAGACCCAGAACGUGCACAACUACCACUCGGGGACGCUGAACUGGUGUGACGUGGGCUACAACUUUCUGAUCGGAGAAGAUGGGCUCGUGUAUGAGGGCCGGGGCUGGGACACCAAGGGCGAUCACACAGGCCCCACCUGGAACCCCAUCUCCAUUGGCAUCUCCUUCAUGGGUAACUACAUGGAGCGGUCACCUCCACCCCGGGCCCUCAGGGCGGCCCAGAGUCUGCUAGCUUGCGGUGUGGCUCAGGGAAAACUGAGCCCCAGAUACGAGGUCAAGGGACACAGGGACGUGCAGCGCACACUCUCUCCAGGCGACCAACUCUAUGAGAUCAUCCAGACUUGGCCACACUACCACGAGUGACACCCUAUCUCCUCCACACCUGGAAACCCCACCGCCUCCCCUCCAAUCAAGGUGCAGCUCAAACUGUGUUCCUGUGUCCCACCACAUGCCUCCCCUCCCUCUCUACCUCCCACAAGACCCCAGCCAGUCCCACCCGCCCCGGGCCCAGCACUCUGUCCUCGCUGGUACUCAGAAUCCAGAGGCCCCAACCCUAAACCAAGACCCCAGAGAGCCCAGCUUGUAAGGAACAUCACAGCUCAGAACCCAGGUCUCGGGCCAGAGCGCAGGAAUCAGCACCAAGAUGGCCCAGAUGUCACUGACGGCAGCUCAGGGCCGUGAACCAUGCUCCAAGACACCCCUUCUCUACCGCUCGGCCAAAGAUACCCUGUGCCACAUCUCUGCUUGGACCCCUUUGGGGUUGAGCUGCUCACUCCCACCCCUCAGGUCCACCCCAUUCAUUGCUUUAGAGAGUAU